CGUAGGCCGGGCCCGGCCCGGCCCCGGGUUCGCCGCUGCCCGCGGGCGGGGGCGCCCGGGCGGCCGGGGCGAUGCGCGUUCGCUGGCCCCGGGAAGCGGCCGCCCUGGGGCGGUCGGGAUGGAGGUGAGAAGCCGGCCGUGACGCGCGCCCGCGCGGUCCCCUGCACCCCCAGCAGCCCACAGCGCUCCCUGCCCCCCUCCCCCGCAGCGGCCGGCCUUGCCGUCCAGUGACAGCGGCCUGGGGGGGCAGGGGGGGCGGGGGCGGCCGGACCAGCGAUGCCGGCGGGCAUGACGAAGCAUGGCUCCCGCUCCACCAGCUCGCUGCCGCCCGAGCCCAUGGAGAUCGUACGUAGCAAGGCGUGCUCGAGGCGCGUCCGCCUCAACGUCGGGGGUCUGGCACACGAGGUUCUCUGGCGCACCCUGGACCGCCUGCCCCGCACGCGGCUGGGCAAGCUACGCGACUGCAACACGCACGACUCGCUGCUCGAGGUGUGCGACGACUACAGCCUCGACGACAACGAGUACUUCUUCGACCGCCAUCCAGGCGCCUUCACCUCCAUCCUCAACUUCUACCGCACUGGGCGGCUGCACAUGAUGGAGGAGAUGUGCGCGCUGAGCUUCAGCCAAGAGCUUGACUACUGGGGCAUCGACGAAAUCUACCUGGAGUCCUGCUGCCAAGCCCGUUACCACCAGAAGAAGGAGCAGAUGAACGAGGAGCUCAAGCGGGAGGCUGAGACCCUGCGGGAGCGAGAGGGGGAGGAGUUCGAUAACACGUGCUGCGCAGAGAAGAGGAAAAAGCUCUGGGACCUCCUGGAGAAGCCCAAUUCUUCCGUGGCUGCCAAGAUCCUUGCCAUAAUUUCCAUCAUGUUCAUCGUCCUCUCCACCAUUGCCCUGUCACUCAACACGCUGCCCGAGCUGCAGAGCCUUGACGAGUUCGGCCAGACCACAGACAACCCCCAGCUGGCCCAUGUGGAGGCCGUGUGCAUUGCAUGGUUCACCAUGGAGUACCUGCUGCGGUUCCUCUCCUCACCCAAGAAGUGGAAGUUCUUCAAGGGCCCGCUCAAUGCCAUUGACUUGUUGGCCAUCUUGCCAUACUAUGUCACCAUCUUCCUCACCGAAUCCAACAAGAGUGUGCUGCAGUUCCAGAACGUCCGUCGUGUGGUCCAGAUCUUCCGCAUCAUGCGUAUCCUCCGCAUCCUUAAGCUUGCACGCCACUCCACUGGCCUCCAGUCCUUGGGCUUCACCCUGCGGAGGAGCUACAAUGAGCUGGGCUUGCUCAUCCUCUUCCUUGCCAUGGGCAUCAUGAUCUUCUCCAGCCUUGUCUUCUUUGCUGAGAAGGAUGAGGAUGACACCAAGUUCAAAAGCAUCCCAGCCUCUUUCUGGUGGGCCACCAUCACCAUGACGACCGUUGGGUAUGGAGACAUCUACCCCAAGACUCUCCUGGGGAAGAUUGUUGGGGGGCUCUGCUGCAUUGCAGGGGUCCUGGUGAUUGCCCUUCCCAUCCCCAUCAUUGUCAAUAACUUCUCUGAGUUCUACAAGGAGCAGAAGAGGCAGGAGAAAGCAAUCAAGCGGAGAGAGGCUCUGGAAAGAGCCAAGAGGAAUGGCAGCAUCGUAUCCAUGAACAUGAAAGAUGCUUUUGCCCGGAGCAUCGAGAUGAUGGACAUCGUGGUUGAGAAAAAUGGAGACAAUAUGGGUAAGAAGGACAAAGUGCAAGAUAAUCACUUGUCUCCCAACAAAUGGAAAUGGACAAAGAGGACACUGUCUGAAACUAGCUCAAGUAAGUCCUUUGAAACCAAGGAGCAGGGAUCCCCUGAGAAGGCCAGAUCAUCUUCUAGUCCUCAGCACCUGAACGUCCAGCAGUUGGAAGACAUGUACAAUAAGAUGGCCAAGACCCAAUCUCAACCCAUCCUCAAUACCAAGGAGUCAACAACACAGAGCAAACCAAAGGAAGAACUUGAAAUGGAGAGUAUCCCCAGCCCUGUAGCCCCUCUGCCCACGCGUACAGAAGGGGUCAUUGACAUGCGAAGCAUGUCAAGCAUUGAUAGCUUCAUUAGCUGUGCCACAGACUUCCCUGAAGCCACCAGAUUCUCCCACAGCCCUUUGGCAUCACUUCCCAGCAAGACUGGGGGCAGCAUGGCCCCAGAGAUGGGCUGGCGGGGAGCUCUGGGUGCCAGUGGUGGUAGAUUUGUGGAGGCCAACCCCACCCCUGAUGCUAGCCAUCGCUCUACCUUCUUCAUUGAGAGCCCCAAGAGUUCUCUGAAGACAAACAACCCCCUGAAGCUCCGAGCACUUAAAGUCAACUUCAUGGAGGGGGAUCCCAGUCCACUAGUCCCCGUUCUGGGGUUGUACCAUGACCCUCUUAGGAACCGGGGGGGCGCUGCAGCUGCUGUCGCUGGACUGGAGUGUGCCACACUCUUGGACAGGCCUGUACUGAGUCCAGAGUCCUCCAUCUACACCACAGCAAGUGCUAGGACGCCCCCCCGAUCACCUGAGAAACACACAGCAAUAGCAUUCAACUUCGAAGCAGGUGUCCACCAGUACAUUGAUGCGGACACAGAUGAUGAGGGGCAGGUGCUCUACAGUGUAGAUUCCAGCCCUCCCAAGAGCGUCCACGUGAGCACCAGUCCCAAGUUCAGCGUUGGGACAAGAUCAGAGAAGAACCACUUUGAAAGCUCCCCCUUACCCACCUCCCCUAAGUUCUUAAGGCAGAACUGUAUUUACUCCACAGAAGCAUUGACUGGAAAAGGCCCCAGUGGCCAGGAAAAGUGCAAACUCGAGAACCACAUCUCCCCCGACGUCCGCGUGUUGCCGGGAGGAGGAGCCCAUGGAAGCACACGGGAUCAGAGCAUCUGAGCUACCCCACCUGCAACAGAGACUUGUGGCAAGACCCGAGAGGUGUGCCGUUCAGCUUCCCUGCCGCAGAGCUUUUCCGCACGAACUCAGAAAGGCUCUGCAAAGCCCCCAGACAGAAGCGAAACUCCAGGGGAGGCUCCCUAGGGCCUUGAGAGCCAUGAUAGGUAUGACCGAAUGAAGUCGGCCAAGCCACAGGAUGUGGCGUCUCCUUGUACCAAGUCCACUGCCCUCUUUGGGAGAUGACAUGGGCAGAACUCACAGCCACCACUACCACAUGCUGGACCUAACCAAGGCCACCUCCUCCCCACUCGUCUGUCACGGCUCUCCAUCACAGCCUCAGUGGUGGGGGGGGCAGCAUCUCGAUCCCUCCAGGCUUCAGCUGGAGAAGGAUGCCGGAACAAGUGGCUGGGUUGACCAAUUUGGUUUUGGGUGUUACCUGGCCACCUGUAGGAACUCCUGUCCAUCACCUCCUGGAUGGAUCCCACUGUUAGAAAGCUACAGAGGAUACUCGUGUCAUGGGGAAAUUUCCGCACCAUCAGCCGCGAUCCCAGCGCAAAACCCUUACUCAAAUGUCUUCAUUGACUUCAGUGUUCCAUAGUACCUGAGAUUUUAUUUUGAGAUAUCAUCAGGGUGAGUUGCACCACUUGUACUUGAUUCUAAUUGCCCCCUGGCAAUCUGGGAAGGGUUCAGACGGCAGGCACUCAGCCAACGGUAUGAACUGUGAGCGUUGCUUUAGGGUUGUUAGAAGGAAAACACUUUCUGUACAUCACCAGUGUAGACUCAAAAGAUAUGCAAGUGUCAAAUAUGCAAAAGAAAUAGCUUAUUCAAAGAGACUGUAUGUUACUGAAGAACAGAAUAAAAUCUGAUUUUUUUUUUUUACCUGCAAAAAUGAAAGGAAAAAAGAAAUCCCCAAUUGAAAUGCCCGAUUCAGACUUUUGAAUACUUCCUGCUGCAGCAGGGAAAGCAUCUACUAUAAUAGAAAUUCUUUUUUGUUUCCUGUGGUAUUCAAGUUUUAAAAAAAAAGUUAAAAUAAAAAGCACUUUAUGUUUUUCAAAAAUAGGUUCUACCAGGGACAGUGUCAACAUCUUGCACUUUAAAACAAGCACUAUUUCCCGUGGGCCACUUUUCGGGACUAUAGUUGGGUUGUUGGUCCGUGCCUGUGUCCGGCCACGGUGGGGGAUAUUGUGCUGGUAUUGCUGUCUGCCAUGUCAAGGUCUGUGGGCUCCUUCCCUGCCCCUCUGACGCUUCCCAUUAGGUCCCUUGCAAGGAAGGGUACUUGAGCUCUUGAGCGGGGCCUCUCACAGAGUCACGUGUACCAGAAGCAUGCACAUCUCAGAAGAAUACAGUAGACGGUGGGCAUUGGGCGUUUACUCUGUUCUCUUUCUUGUCAACCAGCUGUUGGUGUGUUUUCAGUGUCACUGUCUGUACCAAAACUCAGCUCUCCUUCCUGCAGCCAUCAAUGCAGCCAGUACAGACAAAAGCAAUAAGUAUUUGUGUGCAUUGUGAACGGUUCUGGUGUAUUUCUUGGUGUUGGUCUUCCUGUUCUAGUUUGACAACCUGGCGUUGGCCUGCAUGAGUUGGGUCCAACAGGAUGGAGUUGUUGGCCGUUCCUCGGUUCAGAAACAUUGGGUUGAGCCACUGGUUAGCAUGAUGCCAUGCUGUUGGCCCAUCUGUCAGUAAAGAUGACAUGUCGUUGAUCCGCCUGUCUUUAGUACAAUGGACCGAUGUCGUUCUCUUAAUACGACACUGAUGGGUGAUGCCCCACGUCCAGUAGUGUAGGUCUGCCAACCCACAAUCCAGUGACAGGCAUCCGUCUUCCUGAUGGAACCAACACGGCGUGGUUCGCCUGUCCUUCAUACAAGGUGUUACUGGUCUGCCUGUUGGUAUAAUGGCAUGAAUCCAUGCGUCAGUUCACAAAUAUCACGGAGCCGUUCCGCCUGCCCUCCGAACAGUGGCAUGGGGUUGAACCACCUGUCACAGGUAUGAUGACACGGAGUCAUUCCACCGCCCUUACAAGCACCUCUUCUCUGCUGAGCCCAUACCUGGUUCAUACCGCUUCUCAGCGUCUCCGAGGACUGUGGAUCCCUCCAAGAAGGUGCAGUCCUGUUCUUUGCCAUGUUGCCCAACAAGACAAUGCCGAAGUAUCCUGGCACUCCGAGGUAUCUUCAGAGCACCCUGGCAGCAACGGCAAAGGGCCCGGGAAGGUGUGCGGUCGUCCUGUGCUGGCGGCAUGCCAGAGAGAGGAGGCAGCAGCAGGCCCGAGCCCUUUUCGGGGCACACGGUGCGGGCUGGGGGCCUCCUGAGGAGCGGCCACCGGACAGUCGUCCCUGGGCCAUGUCAGCGCACGUGUCUCUUCCUUGUGUUUAUCACCAUUUCCGUCGGCCGUCAGCACAAACGUGAAAAUUCAGGGAAAACAAAUGCUUUUUGAUAAAAGUAAAUAGUUGUGAUUUCCGAUUCAGAUAUUUUUAGAGCUGAUGCUAUCUGUAAAAAUUAAUAACAAUAGAGUCUAUUUUACAUAUCAGGAAAGUGAACAUGUUUAAAUAUAGCCAUAUAUAGCGAGAAGGAACUUACCACCCCUUCUUCAAAUCAAGGCAUUUCAUUUGUUGGUUGAAGCAGAUGAGAAGUGUACAGAUUGGAUAUGACUUCUUUCUUUCUUUUAAACUAAUAACCAAUUGGUGCAACUCUCCUUGUAACCAAAGGCCCUUUCUGCCUUGUGUGGUCCCACAGGACCUGGCCCUCCCUUCCCCAUGUAGUUUGUCUGACCUUAAAGUAGCAUUUUAUUGAGUCACUUUUGAAGGACGAAUUCAGAAGUAUCAUUAAGAACCUACCUUUUCAGGCUUACUAGCCAGAGUCCUAUAGAGUUCUUAUAGAAACAGAAUAAUUGAAACUCAGCAUAUACUAUGCUUAGAAAGUAUUGCAUUUUGUUUUGUUUUUUUUUUCUUUUACUUGUGUAUGUAUUGUGGGAAUAUAGCUUUUAUCCUGUGCCCAACUCAAAAUAGAGUAUUGUAAGUUUUCCCAGGCCCCACCUGCCAAAAAUGAACAUUCCCCGAUGUUUAAUAUGUGUAUACUCCUACUAUACCUGUGUAUAUGCACUGGGAAAUCUACCUAAGAGUCUCCACUGAGAAGCUGACCUUGACAGAUCCUCAUAGAGGACAGGAAAGCAUGGUUUGGAGGCAAAUACCACUUUAACUCGGUGAUCCACGUCCCACCCAUUCCUGAACCAAUGAAAAUGGGAAAAAAAAAAAAAAAAAACAAGUCAACCCAAAGAAACCAAACUAGGGGCUGGAGCGGGUGAAUGCCUGGUCCCUUUGGUGAAUUUGGUGAAACUCGUCAAGAACCCAGCGGACCUUGGCUUCCAACUUCCACCAUUAUCAGUAAGGGCUAGGGACCAGGUCCCCGUGUGAUCGGGGUAGUCUGCGACCUGUGGAGAGAGGUGGGCGAGCUCUGGAGGAGUCGGCUUUUUCACUUUUUUUUUUUUUUUUUUUUAAUCUUUGGGUAAAGAAAAACAACAGGACUUCGGUGCAGUAGAUUUCUCAGUGCCUUCUUUAGGAAUUUUAUCUUAAGCACACUCAAUGGGGAAAGAAAAAAAGAAGACAGAACAUUUGUCUCCAUGAAGUCCCUUUCUCUAAAAGCACUGGGGAUCGAGAAGGACGAAGACUGGGGAACAGCAAAAUUCUGAGGAGGCCUUUCCUUUCAACUCACCCGGCUUGCCCCCGAGUAGUGCUGGUGAAAACAGACUUUGCCAAACUGAUUACCAGCUCUCCUCUACCACGUCUUGGUGACUGUAGCUUCACCCCUGCCCUUUCUCCUAAUAAGACCCACUCUUCUGAGGAGAAAAGCAACAACAACAACAGAAUUCUCUUCUUUAAAACUGUGAUGUAUUGAUGUUUGUAACUAUUGUACAUUUCUGUCUUGCUCACGGCUGGAGUGUCUAGUCCACGGACAAGGGGAAAUUGAAACUUCACCAUGGACAAGGGUUCACUAGAACCAGGUCUCUCUCUCUCUCUCUCUCUCUGUCUCACCUCCCUUUCCUUAUUUCUCUGCCAACUAGCCCCAAGUAACAUGACCCCAGGCUUCAGCCUCCAGUUAGGUUUUUGAAUCCAAUGAGAUUGAAGUGAUACGACUCUAGGGCAUGAUCCUUUGGGAGAGGGAGUCUUUGGGAGAUCCUUUUCCAGGGGCAGGAGGAAAGAAGGGGUCAGCUCUGCGGCCCCCGAGGGACAGGGGAGAGCCUCCAGCCCUGAGCCCAAGUUUCCCCGGCUUCCGGUUUCUCACCGCUUAUAUGACAGCAUGCAAAUGCUUUCACUCAGCCAGGGGGACCCAAACCAGCCUGGCUAUGCCCCCCAAAAUAAAAAUUACCUCUGCAUUUUCUGUUGCCACAUUUCUGGCUCUAGAAGUAUCCGAUGCAGGGCUACAUCGUAGGAUAUCCACAUAUCUCAGAGUAGUCUAUUUUUCUGUUCAGAUAAAAAGGAUAUAGGUGUAUGUGUGUGGUUAGCAAAUUUGUAAUAGGGCCAUUCAGUCUCAUUGCUUCUUUUGUAAUAUAGAAUAACAUCUUAGGAGUUUUAUGGUUGGUCAUUAUCAUAGCUGAUAUUUUCUGGUCUUUUUCAUUUCCUCCCAUUGCCCGUCGGGUUCUCUUUCUUCCUUUUGGACCUGACUUUCGGGGGGGUGGGGAAAGACUUCGGGCUCUGACUUCCUCAUGCAGGCAUUUCCUGACACUUGACCUAGAGUCUGUGGACACCGUUACUUUCCUCAUUCUGUGUGUUUCUCCUAUUUAUUGUUCUUAAGAUUCCAGGGCACGGGGGCAAGAGUGAGACCAGGAGAAGCAGGGCUACGGAUGGCCCUCAGAAUCCGAAUGGCAUGUGGGCUGGUUCAGCUCCUCCUCCCCCACCCCACUGGCAUUUUGAAGAGACUGAAUUUUCUCAUCCCCGGAGAUCUUGGGAGGGCAAAUCUCACGCAAGCAAACCUCCUGUUGAGGUCCAGAACGCACCCAAGCACCCUCUUGGCUGGCCUGUUGCCAUGUCCAGCGACCCACUCCCCUGUAACAUCAAUUGGAUCCGAAGGCCAGAGCAUUUUCAGGUUCUUGCGAAUCUCAGAGAACAUGCUGGGCCUCGGAUCUCAUCAACUUCUUACCUGUUCCUCAUUUUAAUCCCCACUUGCAGGAUCCUCACACACACACACACAAAAACCACAGUAGACAAGCUUGCAGCCAAACCCUGAGAAGAUGUGUCCCCUAGAAUGUGCCAUUGCAUCUCCCCCUCCCUUCCCAGCUGCCUGGCUCCAUAGCACCAGAGACUUGUGGCGAGGGCAAUGUUUAUCCAGCUACCACCUAUCCAGGCCCUGGGGAAUUUCUGGACUGUCCUGCUUAAUUCCACCAGGCAGCUUUCAGCCUCAGGUGGGCAGAGGACAUCUCAUGAAGCAGGAUCUUCAGCAGAAAGUGAUUCUCCACUCUUCAACUCAUGCAGGAAGAUGAAGAAAGGCCAGAUGAUCUCAGAUUGGCCUUCAUUUCUAGGUGUUCAUACCCCACCUGCCUCACUACCAGCUUCAGGACUCUGGCCUCUGCCCAGAUCAGAGUUUUGAGCUGAAUCCGGACCCCCAUGGCAGUGAACCAUCCCUUCGAUAAACCCCAAGAGGAAACCAAUCCAAGGACGAAUGUAUUAUUCUGGACUAUGCCCCUCAUCAGUUUUCCCACCCCCAAAAUUCCCGGUAAUCUGGUUUGAACAAGAGCCAAAUAAAACAGACGAGAUUUUUUAAACACUUUGCACAAGAACAAAACAAAAUUGUCUCCCAGUAGUUUGCCAGGUUUGAUGCCCAGACAAGCAAAUAACUCUAUUCUGUGGCUGGUUUCAUCUAGAGAGAGACUGGGAAGUUUGGGUUUCUAUCCACUGCCCCUGCUUUUGUCUUAACCUGGAAUUUCUCCUGAACAUCCCCAAAUGCCAACUUAAAGAAGUGGAUUCGGAAGGGGCUCUGGUGAAUCCAGCGGUCCCUCGUCUUUCUUUCCCCUCCAGUUCUAAUUCUCCAUUCCUCUCUGCAAAGAUCCUGAAAAGAUCUUCUAAAGGCUGGCCAGGAUGGGGAAAGGGAAGGCUGGCCAGGAUGGGGAAAGGGGCCGUUCUCCUGAAGAAGAAACCACAUGCCUGCAGUGGUGAAAGCCUCUCUUGCCUGAGAGAAACAAAGUGGUCAAUUUCAGCUCAAAUUAAAGAAGUGAUUCUCAUGGGCGGGGCUGCCUCACCAUGGAAUUCGGUACCUGGUUGGGGGAAUGAGCUGCUUAAAAAGAAGCUAGAUGAUGCACAAAAUGGAUGUUGCAGAGGGACCCUCACACUGCAGGGCCACUGGACUGAACAACCAGGGAAAUCCGCCCCCUCCCCCAGGGAGGUGUGUAUGUGGUUUGGACAUCUGGGCGCAGGCUCAAGGCAUUGAGGCAAAAGCAGGGAGGACAGUGAGCAGGAACUCAAAUUCUAGGAUUCGGAGUUUUCCGCGGGGGUGCCAGGGAGGGAAGUGGCAGCAGGAUACCCUGCUUCCCCUCUGCUUCCUAUCUUGGGCAAUUUUAAUGACCCUGCCAAUCUCUCAUCUAACCCAUCCCCAGUGCCCUCACAGGCACCACACUGGGUGGGAUGAGGCUUAUGCUACCCUCCCCAGACCAGCCAAGGAACAGUCCCAGCUCUGGCUGGUCAUCUCAUGGUGCUUCAGUUCUUCUGCCCAGACCCUGUGCCCUCCUAGGCCUGAGGCUUUCUGUACAAGAGAUGCAAUUAUCUUUUAUCUACUAGCCAGCCAUCAAACUGCCCAGGCAAUAGCAAAUGGCACCAUUCCAAAAGGGCUUUUUUUUUUCCUUCUGGCAAAUAAAACAGAAAAAUCCCAUUCAAGACAUUGGAAAAGCCCCACCCAGUGAAGUAAGUCCAGAAGGACCAAAAGAGAGAGGCAGCUGGAAUCCAAUUUUGCAGCCAAACAAGGCUUCGGCUGCCCAGUCUCCCACAUCCAUAGCCCCUUCCCGAGUGGGUCUGGAUACUGCAUCCUCCAAGGAGAGCAUUUGACACAAGAGGAUUUAAAAUCCCCCUCCCCCUAAUUGUGUAUAGUGGGUUUGGAGGAGGUGGGGCUUCAUCCUCAGGGCGACCCCAAGUCCAGGCAGUUGUAGGUGGUUUUAUUAUGAAGUGAGGCAGAACGAUAGGAUUGCAUGGAUAGACUGAGCAGCUACUUUCCCCAAAAACACAGUGAAACAAAAAUCCAGUUCCCAAGAUCCCCCCUUUGAGGCUCUGUCCUGCAGAAAUAUCUCAAGUUAGUGGCUACCAUGGCAUGACAUAUUCCGGAAAAUGAAGGAAACUCCCAAUUCUGUCUCAUUGAGAUGCUCUCAAGGGUCCUGCAUGGAUCAUCCCACACUUCUUGCCUCCCUGAGCUAAUCCAGGUUUGGAAAACAAGGAGGGAAGCACAGGAGAAGAUGCCCAAGAGAUUCAGGCUUCUCCAUGGCUUUGGCUUGUGGCCCCCUGGUCUUCACUAGGGUUUUGGGCUCUCCCUUAGAUAGGCUUGACAUUGAAGCUCCAUGUGCCUAAUGCGUGGGGAAGAGGAAGAUCAGCAGCUGCUGGGCUGGGGGCAGCUGCGCUGUUUGCUCUCCAGACCUAUCCAGGCUUCAGUCCAAGGCCAAGGGCUGGCAACAUCAUUUUAUGUGCCAGGAACUCGGGGUUAUCCCCCAGUGUAUGCCCAUGGCACAUAUUGGGCAACCAACCUGUGUUCUUUUGAGUGAGUGAAUGUGUAAAUGAUUGACUUGUGAGUGAGUGAAUACAGGAGUUCAUCGGUUCUUACCUGGCUUGAGGUAUUGCUAACUGGGAAGGAAGGAGAAAUGGGGGACCCCUCCCAUUAAAGCCUGUAAGCCCCACCAAUGCCAUUUGGGCUUUGACUCAGCUGGGGGCCAAGAUCAUGUCCAAAUUUGACAAUUGUCUGCCCUAAGGGCCUCAGUCUUCUCAGAGCAACACUUCCAGGGGCCCCACAGGGAGCCCCAGGCUCCUUCCUACUCUCCUAUUCUGCAUUUUCAGCCUCAUGUUCUAGUUUAGCUCACAGAGAAGGGAUUUGCUGGGGGCAGGAAUUUGGGAGCUGACAUCUGGAAACUGGAUUGCGUUCCCUGAGCCAUAGGAGUCCAGCUGGAAAAGAGGGCCAACCUUCCCUCCAACUUUGAGAGCCAAUGGUCUUCCUUUUUUCUGAGCCCCAGUGUCCCCCAAGGUAGCAUGUUGCCCCAAUUCCAUUAGCUCUAAGACCCUCUGUCUCUCCCAGGAACCAUGGUGUGAGGCUGAGGCUUUUCUGCCAGCAAAGCCAUUCUGAUCACCCCACCCAUGUUGGGGGCCAAGCCAAUCACAUUAGCCAUAAAUGACCAAUGUCCUUAGCCACCUUUUCUCGGGGUCGCAUUUGUGGGUCCUGUUCAUCUCUGGUCAGUUGAUGUCUCUAGUCCUUCCUGUAAAAGUGAAAAUGAGCAUUGUGUGUGUGUAUGCACACACACACACACACACACACCACAUACACACAAAAACCAAACGACAAAAUACCUGUCUUUUUAUGCAUGUGAUGAGAUGAAAUUGUGACCUCCAGCUGCUGUCCUGUCUUGUAAAAUAUGUCCAAACGUUCAAGAAUUUCUAAGCAAAUGGUCCUUUAAUGAAGUAUGCACAGUUCAAUAAAAAGGUAUGGAGAAAACGA
This is a messenger RNA of Mirounga angustirostris (Northern elephant seal), 11520 nucleotides long. RefSeq names its product potassium voltage-gated channel subfamily B member 1 (gene KCNB1). Bases 277 to 2853 code for a protein of 858 amino acids. Gene Ontology annotation, cellular component: neuronal cell body membrane; postsynaptic membrane; voltage-gated potassium channel complex. Lineage: Eukaryota; Metazoa; Chordata; Mammalia; Carnivora; Phocidae. The transcript is spliced from 3 exons. Gene Ontology annotation, biological process: protein homooligomerization; potassium ion transmembrane transport; action potential. The record is from RefSeq and is a predicted model, not a curated record. Gene Ontology annotation, molecular function: protein binding; delayed rectifier potassium channel activity.